This is a messenger RNA of Pocillopora damicornis (cauliflower coral), 800 nucleotides long. RefSeq lists its product as uncharacterized. The record is from RefSeq and is a predicted model, not a curated record. Gene Ontology annotation, molecular function: calcium ion binding. NCBI's taxonomy places the organism in Eukaryota, Metazoa, Cnidaria, Anthozoa, Scleractinia, Pocilloporidae.
CUCAUAUCAGUCCUCAUUGUUUUCUUUGUUUAGAUAGAAACGAGUGUACUGACAACACUCACGACUGUCAUGCCAAAGCUGUUUGUAAUAAUACCGAGGGAUCAUUUACGUGCAACUGUAUAAAAGGUUAUCAAGGGAACGGUCGGAAUUGCACAGAUGUGGACGAGUGUACCAGCCACAUCCAUGGCUGUCACUAUAAUGCAAGUUGCAAUAACACAGACGGCUCUUACACAUGCAAAUGCAAAACAGGAUUCAAUUGCGUAUUCAAAGCCGUGUUCUCAAAUCUCAAUGCCACUGGAAGAUAUGGUCCAACAUCGCUCGGAAGUUACUACGCAGGUCAGGAUCACGACGGACGAGUUGCUCUGUCCAGCGGUAUUCAACAGUGGGCUGUGCCGUACACUGGUGAUUACAGAAUAGAAGUAAUAGGGGCAGCUGGAGGGUACGAUCGACGGAUUAACAGCUCUCAGUAUCGCGGAAGAGGAGCAAGAAUGAUUGGAACAUUCCGCUUAAACAAGGGUGAAGUCAUCCAGGUACUUGUAGGUCAAGAAGGAGGAAUAAACAAGAAGUCUGAUUCUUCUGGCGGUGGUGGAGGUACAUUUGUAGUGAAAGGACCCGACACACCUUUGAUAAUAGCCGGAGGCGAAGGAGGGGUACAAGCCGUAUAUUCAAGACAUACAGAAUGUAACGCCAGCUCAAACACGACAGGGAAUCCUGGGUACAGAUCAUGGGCAGGGGGGAGCAAUGGACAUGGUGCGCAGACUGCUGAUUCUAGAUUAUCAGGUAAGAAUAUUUUUCAAUAA